This is a messenger RNA of Dipodomys spectabilis (banner-tailed kangaroo rat), 2409 nucleotides long. RefSeq names its product outer dynein arm docking complex subunit 1 (gene Odad1). Gene Ontology annotation, biological process: outer dynein arm assembly; cilium movement. The record is from RefSeq and is a predicted model, not a curated record. The coding region runs from base 108 to 2141 and encodes 677 amino acids. Gene Ontology annotation, cellular component: axoneme. NCBI's taxonomy places the organism in Eukaryota, Metazoa, Chordata, Mammalia, Rodentia, Heteromyidae. The transcript has 15 exons.
CCACUGUCUUCGUCCUCAUUGGUCCCUGAUUCCCUGGAAACCAGACCACAACAGUGGCGGGGAGCCCCGUGGGCCGGUCAGCAGGGGCCCCCUUCUCCUUGGCCAAGAUGCCCAUAGGCCUCUCCGCGCGGAGCGUGCGCUCCGAGGAGGGCAGCGACGUCUUCCUGGAAGGACUGGUGGAAUGGGAGCUGAGCAGACUUCAACGACAGUGCAAAGUGAUGGAGGGGGAAAGGCGGGCCUACAGCAAAGAAGUCCAUCAGCGCAUCAACAAGCAGCUCGAGGAGAUCCAACACUUGGAAGAGUUGCGGGCCAAACUGCAGGUGAAGAUCAGCGUGGCUCAGAGCCAGGUGAAGCGGCUGGGUGACAGCCAGCGGCUGGAGGACAUGGACCGCCUGCUAAAAUGCAGGACUCAGGUGCUGGCCGAGUUGGAGGACCUGCAGGAGCAGACCAAGGCCCUGGACAAGAAGAUCCGAGAGUGGGAGGUUCACCUACUCACCCAGAGUAAAGAGGUGAUGGCCCCGGGAUUCAUCCUGGACUAUAAGGUCAAGAUGCGACGCAGGAUCAAAAUUCUGGAAGACCAGCUGGACAGGGUCACCUGUCACUUUGACAUCCACCUGAUGAAGAAUGCAACCCUGCGGGAGGAGCUGGACCUGCUGCGCAUCGAGAGGGCCCGCUAUCUGAACAUGGACCGGAAGUUGAAGAAGGAGAUCCACCUCCUCAGGCAGAUGGUCAGCGCCCUCAUCGUCUCCUCCACCUCGGCCUACUCCGUCAGGGAGGAGGCUAAGACCAAGAUGGGCAUGCUGCGGGAGCGCGCGGAGAAGGAGGUGGCCCAGAACGAGACGGAGGCGCAGAUCCUGCGGCGGCAGAUCUCGCACCUGGAGCAGCUGCACCGCUUCCUCAAGCUCAAGAACAAUGAGCGGCAGCCGGAUCCGGACGUGGUGCAGAAGCAGGAACAGCGAGCCCGGGAAGUGGCCGAAGGACUGCGGAAAACCUCCCAAGAGAAGCUGGUGCUGCGCUACGAGGACGCCCUGAAUAAACUGUCGCAGCUGACUGGCGAGAGCGACCCUGAUCAGCUGGUGGAGAAGUACCUGGAGACGGAGGAACGGAACUUCGCCGAGUUUAACUUCAUCAACGAGCAGAACUCGGAGCUGCAGCAUCUCCAAGAAGAGAUCAAGGAGUUGAAGGAGGCCCUGGUCUCGGAGCGUGGCAAUGUAGAAAGCCGGCAGCAACUGCAGGAGCAACAGCACACAGCCCUGCAGCAGCGGGUGGACAAGGUGCGGGCAGAAUCCCUGCAGCUGGAGAUGCACUUUAGGGACCUUCGGGGAAUGCUUGAGAAGCUCAAGGGUGACAUCCGGCUCCUCCUCAUCAAGGCGCACUGCGACAGCAGCUCCAUCGACGACCGCCUGGGGGUGCGGAACAUGCGGGACCGGGAGCUCAUCGUCUACCUGGGCAUCAUCGAAAAGCGCCUGGUGGACCUGCUGACUGUGCAAGCCUUCCUGGAGUCCCAGAGCCACACCUCCUUGGCUGACGCUGCCCUCCUGGCCCUGGGCCAGAGCCAAGAGGAUGUUCCAAAGAAGGCGGUGCCACUGCAGACCCCGGACAACCUGGAGGACCUCCCAGGCUUCGUGGCCAAAGAUGACUAUCCAAUGAGCAGAGAGGAGUUGCUUAGCCAAGUGGUGAAGGCGGUGGAGCUGCAGGAGCAGGCGCAGGAGCAGAGCCAGCUGGCCGAGGCCGAGCGGAUGGUGACCAGUGUCCCCAGCCUGUCUUUCUCCAGCAACCGGGGUUCCAACCAAGUCCCCGGCCUGGGAGGGGCCAGAAAGUCCGAUGUGAUCCCUGGGUCUAUCCUGAGCCACAGGGCCAGCAAAGCCCGGGGCACCAGCUCCGGUGGUCAUGUCACAUUUGGCAUUCCGGGGUCCCCCAAUACCAGCGGGACCCCUGGCUCCAGUGGAGGCCAUGGUACCUUCAGAGCCGGCAGCUCUAGCAGCUACCUGGGCUCCACGGGAUACAUGGACUCCAGCAGAGGCCAAGCAGGCACCAUCACCGGGUCAGAUGUGAGUGGAGGCCUGGCCUCUGCCAAAGGCCAGUCCUCCAGCAUCCCGCCUAGCUCCACCACCAGCAAAGACUCACGGGAGGAUGAGUAGGGAGCCCGGCUCUUUGCGGCCGUCUUGGGUCUUCUCUGAGCCUGUGCCCUGAGACCAGUGCCAUCCCCACCUCCCACGCUCUCCCAGCCCCAGCCUCCUUUGCUCUGCUCCUUAGUCAUCCUGUCUCGGUGUCUCCAGCCCUAAGCCCAUGUCCCACCACUGGCUCUACCUCCCAGUUGCCAGGUCCCUCUCCAAGCCUUCUCCCUAGGCCUGUGUCUUGUAUAUCCAUGUGUCUCAGCCUCCUCAUUCCUCAAUGCAACCUUAAGAU